AAACUCGUUAGAAGAAGAAGAAGAAGAAGCGAAGGUGGUAAAAUCGUUUUAACGGAGGGCCAGGGAAGAAAGUAGGACGCUAAAUCAAACAGACAUACAAUCACAAUGCUUCCCCUGUCACUGCUGAAGACUGCCCAGAACCAUCCCAUGCUGGUGGAGCUGAAGAAUGGAGAGACGUACAACGGUCACCUGGUCAGCUGUGACAACUGGAUGAACAUCAACCUGAGAGAAGUCAUUUGCACCUCGAGGGAUGGAGAUAAGUUCUGGAGGAUGCCUGAGUGCUACAUCCGAGGAAGCACUAUCAAGUAUCUACGAAUCCCAGAUGAGAUCAUCGACAUGGUGAAGGAGGAGGUGGUGUCAAAGGGUCGCGGACGGGGAGGUGCCCAGCAGAACAAACAGCAGGGCAAAGGAAGAGGAGGAGCCGGCCGAGGUUUGUUUGGCGGUCGUGGCAGAGGAAUGACCGGCGCUGGUCGGGGCCUACAGCAGCAGCAGGAUAAGAAACCAGGCAAACCACAGGGAAUGAAGAACCAGCACUGACAGACAACGUUGCACCUUCAACAAAACAACCUGUUAUUUAGAGCGAUUACUCCCUUCAGUACAUGAAGAUAAAAUUCUGGUGUUUCCUUCUGCUGUGGUGUUUGUCAAGACUGACCACUGCAGAAAUCACACUGGGAGAAGUUGAAAGAAGCUGUGCAUUUGCACUAGAUUUUGUUUUUUAGCAUUGACCGUCAGUGAGUUGGUAUUAACUUUUUUUUUAUUUUAUUAUGACCUUAUACCAGUGCAUCAGUCAGAGCUGGAAGACCAACUUCAGUCUCAGUUUGUGAAAUGUAUCAUUAGAACUUUGCAAGAACUUUUUGUAUCAUUACACACGAUAUUAUCAUCCAAACGUAGUUCAGUUCAUCAGUUGGUACACUGGAAUUAGGUUUUUAUUUUCUGUUUAUUUUUACUUUCUUGGUGGUUGUUUGCUCGUCAACUUGUCUCCUGAAGCGUAGUUUUCACGGUGAAGGAACUGCCCGGCCCCAAAUUCUGUUGCAUGAAUAUUUUUUUAACCAAGCUCUUUAUUUUUGUGUUGUUUUGUGACGUUCUGUGGUUUGCAGCGCUUUCGUUUUGACUGCUGUGCUGCGCGGUCCGAUCACGGCAGGUGGAAUCGUAGACUGGCAGCAUGGGGACGAAGAUUCAGUCCUUGAAAUUUAACUUUUGUUAAAGCAUUUGUAAAAUGAUACAUAAUGAUGAUUAGGAUUUCCAGGAAAAAAAAAAAGAUUCUCAUAUUCUUAAGGCUGACAUGGAUAAGUCCAACAUGUGUCAUGUUGGUUGGGUUUCAUUUUAUUUUUGUAACAAAAGAUGAUGUUGUAAUUUAUUUACAUGAGAACAUGAGAAUAAAACAACUUUUGUUAAA
Messenger RNA from Thunnus maccoyii (southern bluefin tuna), 1396 nucleotides. RefSeq names its product LSM4 homolog, U6 small nuclear RNA and mRNA degradation associated (gene lsm4). The record is from RefSeq and is a predicted model, not a curated record. Gene Ontology annotation, molecular function: U6 snRNA binding. Gene Ontology annotation, biological process: spliceosomal snRNP assembly; mRNA splicing, via spliceosome; nuclear-transcribed mRNA catabolic process. The coding region runs from base 106 to 537 and encodes 143 amino acids. The transcript is spliced from 5 exons. Lineage: Eukaryota; Metazoa; Chordata; Actinopteri; Scombriformes; Scombridae. Gene Ontology annotation, cellular component: spliceosomal tri-snRNP complex; U6 snRNP; P-body.